Molecule: messenger RNA, 978 nt
Organism: Candidula unifasciata
Lineage: Eukaryota; Metazoa; Mollusca; Gastropoda; Stylommatophora; Geomitridae
Source: the annotation of a GenBank genome assembly
AUGGACAUUCAGACGGCUGUCAUGAUAAUUACAAAAGCAUGGAUUAGAUACAGAGACAAGCAAAUGUUCAGGCUUCUCAAACAUUCAGUGUGUGCUGCGGAAAACUCAUUGUCUUUUGAAAUUCUGCGUAAAGUGUCACCUCUUGAGGCAAAGAUGUUAUGUGAUAAAAGUCAGCAGGUCAAAGUACGAUUCAGAUUUGGGGGAGAAGAAUUCCCUCCCCUGAUUUUCUUCAAAAUAUUUAUUCAUGGGGCAGCACCAAGAGUAAACUACAUAAGUGGCAGGAAAAUGAUACGCCCAACAUCAGAGGCAGCAGAGGACUCUCUACGUCAGAUGGGUAAAAGACUGUUCUAUGACCAUCUCCUGAAGGAUGCUAUACAACACCAGCAUUAUUCUGUCACUGAUGAAAUAGACAUCACAACACUGAAGGAUUACAUGCAGUACCUGGCUGUUUUGGAUGAAAGUCCAGCUUGGCAAGGUGGCAAAGAAAACUAUUGGAGAAAAUUAACACUUGAUGAUUUACCACGACACACAAUGUUCUUUGAUGUUGUUGACUUUGCAUACAACAACCAAGUCACAUCAGAACUGAAAGAGACCAUUUGUACUUUGAUGAUGAAACCUGUUACCCAAGAAAUUCAGAUUCAACAUAUACAGGCCAUCUCAAAGUUGAAGGCACAGAGACAGUCAGGUGCUCCACCUCAAGCUCUUCAUAAAUCUAAAGCAGCUGAAAUAAUAAGUGACAGUCGGACCUCUAGCAGACGUUCCAAACAAGCUAGGUUAAAGGCAUCAAGAAUGAGGCAUCUUUACAGCAGAGAACAUGCUGAACAAAACUUGAAUGACAAGUUUCACGACGAGAUAUUGCAAGAAAAGUCUGUAACACUAAAAGAUGACGAGGAAGAGGAGCUGGAUGCAGAGGCUAGCCUACUUUAUGAGUGGACACAAGAACUGUCUUUCCAGGAUGAUCUCAUUCAAAUCCCUUAA